This is a messenger RNA of Olea europaea var. sylvestris, 1004 nucleotides long. RefSeq names its product superoxide dismutase [Mn], mitochondrial-like. Bases 117 to 821 code for a protein of 234 amino acids. The transcript is spliced from 6 exons. Gene Ontology annotation, biological process: superoxide metabolic process. The record is from RefSeq and is a predicted model, not a curated record. NCBI's taxonomy places the organism in Eukaryota, Viridiplantae, Streptophyta, Magnoliopsida, Lamiales, Oleaceae. Gene Ontology annotation, cellular component: mitochondrion. Gene Ontology annotation, molecular function: metal ion binding; superoxide dismutase activity.
AGUUUAGCACUACAAUAUCGUCGGCGUAGGCAUCCUCAAAUUUUUCCACCUGUCAUUUGCCCAGUUUUCUUCUUCACAAACAUUACAGUCUACAGAAACAGUAGGAACCUUCGGCUAUGGCUAUCCGGAACUUGCUGACCCGAAAAACCUUAGCAACUUCACCACUAGGGAUGCUAGGGUUUCGCAGCCUGAAGACCUUCUCGCUUCCUGAUCUCCCAUACGACUAUGGAGCCCUUGAGCCGGCUAUUAGCGGCGAAAUCAUGCAGCUGCACCAUCAGAAGCAUCAUCAGACUUACAUAACUAAUUACAAUAAAGCCCUUGAACAGCUCGAUGAUGCAAUGUCCAAGGGCGAUGCCUCGACUGUUGUCAAGUUACAGAGUGCCAUCAAGUUCAACGGCGGAGGUCAUGUGAAUCAUUCAAUUUUCUGGAAGAAUCUUGCCCCUAUUCGUGAAGGUGGUGGUGAGCCUCCCAAGGGUUCUUUAGGUUGGGCUAUCGACAAUAACUUUGGUUCCUUGGAAACUUUAAUACAAAAGAUGAAUGCAGAAGGUGCUGCUUUACAGGGCUCCGGAUGGGUGGUAAGUUCUCUGUGGCUUGGUGUGGACAAAGAGUUGAAGCACCUGGUAGUUGAAAGCACUGGAAAUCAGGAUCCUCUCGUAACUAAAGGACCAAGUUUGAUCCCUCUGCUUGGUAUUGAUGUCUGGGAGCAUGCAUACUAUUUGCAGUACAAAAAUGUGAAACCGGAUUAUCUGAAGAACAUAUGGAAAGUCAUGAACUGGAAAUAUGCAAGCGACGUGUAUGAUAAAGAGUGCCCUGAAUCUUGAUGUGUGAAACUUGGUAAUGCUGGAAUCCUACUCUUAUAUCAGUGUCUAGAAGGAUAAGAAUAAGCGAAGGAGGCCCUCCCCCUUUUUUUGCUGCUUGUUUGCUUGUUAAUACAAUGAUGCACGAAAAGUACAUAAAAUGCUGUGUUCAUUUCCAUGUUUAUUGAGCUCUAAAUUACCCGCAUA